GAGGAUGUAGGCAUGCGUGAGUAUGAACGUCAACCCCUUCGUGGCUUUAUGAAAGGCGAAAUCCUUCCCUGAGCAGAGCAGCUGUUUAAAACCCAGUUUGUUGCAGACGAGUAGCUCACCUCGGAAGAACCGGGCUAGAACACGAUCUUGUCUCUUCACCGUAGUCAGUUCGGCUUGGGUUAUCCUUCAGCUUCAAGCGUAACGUUAGGCUCUCUGUAUACCCCUUCCUCGUGCGCACACCGCUUCAUAACACAAACCACGGGGACGAGCCAACGGACGUAACGUUAGCCAAGAAGGGAAGUGGAUCCGUCUUCUCUUUCAUCAGACAGAUGCUCCCAGCCGCACAGCUUGACAGGAGUGAUGGGAUGUGUCAACUAGCAGAUGAGACAGCCCUAGACGAUGUAAGCAGACUGAAGGAUUCAACUGCAGUGUUCACGUUGGAGCGAGGCAGAGGUGGGACAGAGGAAGAGGAGGAGGAAGACACAAGAAUGGGUGUGGGGAAGAAUACUACCUCCAAGUCAAUGGACAGCAGCAGUGAGGGUGGAAAAUUUGAAGAGGAGGUCAAGCAUGGCGCGGAUUUCUACCCUAUUCCGGUGGUGGUAAACGGCUUGGGCGGUGCCAGUGGAGACCAGGAUACUGAAAACACAGAGCUGAUGGCCAUCUACACUAAAGAUAAUCAGGGAGCAGAAAAGAGCUCAAUGUCUGAGACGUUGGACAGCACCGAUAGUAUGGACGCAAGGAGGAUGGACAUGAUCUAUACCAUUGAAGACACCCCACCCUGGUACCUGUGUGUGUUCUUGGGCUUACAGCACUACUUGACGUGUUUCAGUGGCACUAUUGCCGUGCCAUUCCUCCUCACUGAGGCAAUGUGCGUCGGUUUCGAUCAGUGGGCCACCAGUCAGCUCAUUGGGACCAUCUUCUUCUGUGUGGGGAUCACCACCCUUCUACAGACCACACUGGGCUGCAGAUUGCCCUUGUUCCAGGCCAGCGCCUUUGCCUUCCUUGCACCAGCCAGAGCCAUCCUGUCACUGGACAAAUGGAAGUGUAAUACCACAGAGGUUCCAGUAUUCAACAGCACAGAGCUCCUCAACACAGAGCACAUCUGGCACCCCAGGAUACGAGAGAUUCAAGGGGCUAUCAUCGUGUCGUCCCUGGUCGAGGUAUGUAUCGGAGCGCUGGGUCUGCCCGGGAUCCUGCUGAAGUACAUCGGACCUCUGACCAUCACCCCCACUGUAACCCUUAUCGGCCUGUCUGGUUUCCAGGCUGCGGGAGAGAGGGCUGGGAAACACUGGGGUAUUGCUAUGUUGACUAUCUUCUUGGUGCUGCUCUUCUCCCAAUAUGCCAGAAACGUUCACUUCCCUCUCCCGGUCUACAAAGCCAAGAAAGGCUGGACUUCCUACAGGCUGCAGAUCUUUAAAAUGUUUCCUAUCAUCAUGGCCAUCCUGGUGUCAUGGCUGCUGUGUUUCAUUUUCACUGUGACUGACGUUUUCCCGCCGGAGGUAAACAAGUACGGCUACUACGCCCGCACAGACGCACGUCAAGGAAUCCUUGCAGCUGCACCGUGGUUUAAGAUCCCAUAUCCCUUCCAGUGGGGCUUUCCUACUGUAACAGCUGCAGGUGUGAUCGGCAUGAUGAGUGCAGUGGUGGCCAGCAUCAUCGAAUCGAUCGGAGAUUACUACGCCUGUGCACGUCUCUCUUGUGCUCCUCCACCUCCCAUCCACGCCAUUAAUAGGGGGAUAUUUGUAGAGGGUAUUUCCUGUGUGCUGGAUGGUCUUUUUGGGACAGGAAAUGGCUCCACCUCCUCCAGUCCAAAUAUAGGCGUCCUGGGAAUUACAAAGGUGGGCAGCAGACGUGUUAUUCAGUAUGGAGCAGCCAUGAUGCUGCUGUUGGGGCUCGUGGGUAAAUUCAGUGCCCUGUUUGCCUCUCUGCCUGACCCUGUCCUGGGAGCUCUGUUCUGCACCCUGUUUGGCAUGAUCACAGCAGUGGGACUCUCCAACCUGCAGUUUGUUGACCUCAACUCCUCCAGGAACCUCUUUGUUUUGGGUUUCUCCAUCUUCUUCGGUCUGAUGCUGCCGAGCUACCUUAAACAGAACCCGCUGGUCACCGGCAUAGUUGGGAUUGACCAAGUGUUGAACGUGCUCCUCACCACUGCCAUGUUUGUCGGAGGCUGCGUCGCCUUCAUUUUAGACAAUACUAUCCCUGGCACCCCUGAAGAACGAGGCAUCGGGAAGCUGAAACGUGGCGCUGGCCUCAGUGCAACAGAACUGGAAGGGAUGAGAUCGUAUGAUCUGCCGUUUGGAAUGGACUUUAUCCACAAAUACCCCAUCUUCAAGUACAUCCCUAUCAGCCCCACCUUCCAAGGCUACCAGUGGGGGAGAAUACAGGAAGCCUGCAAGAGCAGAAAAGGACAUGGGGAUGUGGUGAAGGGGGGAGGAGUGGGAGCGGAGGGAGGCACAGCACUGGGGGAGAGUCGGGUAUAGCAAACGGGCUGAUGCAGCAAAAUCUUAAAUGUUGCUGCAAUGUGGGGAACAAGGGAUGGUACACUAAAAGGAUGAGAGAGUGGAGGACAGAAGCGAUGGAUGAUUCGGGAUUGUGUGGAAGAAAAUGGGAUGCACCAACCCCCUCGUCAGUAUGCGUUUUCUUUAGCUUGUGUCAGUCUUUUUCCCACUUCCCACUAUGCUAUUUUAGGCAUGCUAUAGCAAGUCACAGCAUGCUAUAAAAGAUGUUGCCAUGCGGAAGUUAGUUGGUGUGUGUCCAUGUGGGUAUGCAACAAGAGAAUUAACAGGUUUGUUCAAACAUUUAUUUGCACUUCAAUCCAGAAAGAGACAGAUGGACAUUAAACAAUCGAAGCUGACUGCCCAAUUCUAUAAAACAUAUUCUGCAGAGUAGAUUUGAUUUUGUCAAUUGAGGAUUAUGCAAAUUCCGUUAGAAUAACUUUCCUCUAAACUCAUUAUGCAACCACAUUAAAGACAUGCACAUGCUCACACACCAACAGCCUUACCAAAACUAGCUUGAACGCUACAAUGCACGUCUGGAUCACUGAUGGACGUGGUUUGUCAGGUUCCCUUACCCAUGCAAAGUGAUUGUGAAAUUUUAUUUUUGCACUGCCUACUGAGUUCAAAAGCAGAAUGUCAUUCUGCAGCUCGCACCCCCAUAUCUUCAGUUAAACUCCACAGAGACCCAUUUAGCAGCACAUCACAUCCACUCAUCUCACCCUAAAGAAACUCACAUCCCCCAUUUUUCCUUGUUUCCAUGUAGUAGAGUGCUAAUAUUCACAAGAUCUCAAAUUUAACCCAGUUUACAUGUCUUUAAUGUGUCAGUAUUAUGCAUCAGUUACUAACAAGACUUUUCCUAAACACACUCUUGUCUCAUUUGGCUGUCAAAUGGAACUUGACUUGUUUUACUUAAUUAUGGAACUAGAUUAAAGUUUUAACCUUUUUUUAAAUUUGCUUAUUUUACUUCUAACACACGAAGGCACUUCCAAAAUGUAAACCGCUUUAAUUAAUAAUACUUCUACCGCCGUGAUGUUGACAGCCGUGCAUCUGCAAAAGCCACAUUAAUGGCACACAGUAACAGUACAUAGUACAUAAAUACUAAAACAAAGGAGAAUGAAAUGUUCUUCAUCCUGUGAAUACAGAUACCUCUGAUCCUCUGUGUGGAUCUUCUCUCACAGGGUGCUUUUAGCAGUAAUGUGUGUUAAUGUAGGACCUACACAUACAUAAUCCAUCCCGGCCACUAUCCAAACCCACUUGGUAUUUCCAUCGCUGUGUUCAGCCAGCCCUUACAUAACUGUACUGAAAGUAAAGGUGGUGGUUUUGUUUGGAUCUGGAGUAUUUAGAUGUUAUAAUAGGGGUUUGAGAGAGUUUAAAUGUCAUAUGUAUACAAUUUUGUUCUUUGGAUCGACUCUCAGGUGAUGCAGAUGUCAUUGAAAAUGUUCCCUUAUUUAAUGAUGUUGACUAAUUCCCUAACAUUCCUCCUCCUCACAACCUCGGUCACCCGUACGCCUCCCACUCUAAUGCCACUUUAAUUAACUGCUGAUGUUUGUCUAGCAACUGUUCAUGUCUGUUGUAGAUCAUGCUGUGGCGGCACAUUUAGCUGAGUAACUGAAAGUUUCGGAGCAUCAGCAGCCUGUAGUUUAUUAACCCAGGUGUGACCCUGCAGCAAGUAUCUAAUUUGACCACAACGUGUGCCUCUUGUGUUUUUUUUUUUUAAUGGGAAAACAGCAAUUUAAAAAAAAAAACGCCAAAAAAGAGUUUGCAGCAUUAUAAUCUUAGUAAAUGUCAAAAUAAAAAGUAGCACAAUGAGAAAGAUAACAGCUAAAACAAAACUACUAAAUAUGUAGUCCAGCUGAGAUUUUUACUAAACCAAAAUGUAAAAAAGCUCUUUAUUUUUAUUUCCUCCUUAUUGAUCUCUUACCACAUACCAAAACUGUUCUUAAAGCAUUGGCAUUUGUCAUUAAGAAACUUGCUCUUAAGAAACUUUGAAAUAUAAGAAAUUAGUUUGAAAUCUCAUCCCGAAUUUCCUCACUUUUUAUCUCUUUUGGUAAAGCUAUUUAUUUAUUUAUGAGCAGAAAGUUUGUUAAAUGAUUGCUUGAAGCAGGUGUCUCUUGCACAAUGUUGAAAGUAUAUUUAUUAGUUUACUUGUUCAUGCCCUGUAAAGAUCGGUGUGAUGAUGAUGAUGGACCGCGCUCUACUACAAUCGGUUUAGAAACUCAGCUGGGGGCAGAAGCGUUUUCUAAAGAUGGUUUCUAAUGUGAGCUUCUAUUUCAUUCCUUUUGUAUCAUGAUGUUUUAAAAACAAGAAACACUUUUAAAUGUUGGAACUUGAUAGUUUAGUCAAAUUUCAUAAUCAGGGCCUUUUUGCUACAAGUACUGUUUGCACAUGUAAUGGUGCCAAAAAACAUUGGGGUAUCAGAGUGAGAAAUACUAACCUGAAACUCUAAAAUGUGCUUAUUCACAUUUAUAAUCAAGUGUGAACGUUGUCUUGUUUGAUGACCUGAAGAUAAGUGGCUGAUUGUGAUUGAACAUUUUUGGGCCUUAGUUUAUGGUAGCGCGGUUAGCUGUAGCCCCAGUUCUGACCUCAGCACUCUAUGCGUUACUCUCGUGAUUUAGUCACAUAAUGCAAACGUUGGUAGAAAAAUCAAACUUUUUAUUGUUAUUUUUUUUUACCCGUUAUCCAGCGGUGGGUGGGUUGCAUCUUCAAAAGUAUUUUUGUGAUCUUACAGAUGUUUGCCUUCUGCUAAAAAUGAUAAAAACGUUUGCCCAGGACAAAAGCAAAGUUAAAAUCCAAGAUUUUCAGACUGUGGUGCUCUGCUCUGGCAGUGAACAGCGUAUAUCAAAUCAUUUUAUUUGGAUGUUACCAAAAAUGGGUCUUUUGAUGAUUCUGUAGUGUCACAGAUUUUGGUACAUCAGAAUCACAGCUGUCAUUUUGUGACCCUAUAGUACAGGGGCACAAUUUUCAGAUACACCUGUCAAAAUGCAGUGUAUAAAGUCAGAUAAAACGUUUGCAAUGGUUAUAUAGCUGAAAUUCAGGUCAUAGAAACUUAUAAUGAGAUCAACAUUUCAACGUUUUUGUAGUGAAUUUUUUAGUACAAGGCAUGCGCACAUGUGACCUUGUUUUCUGUCAUGUUCAUUUAGCCAGCACUCACUUCUCCCAUCUCUCCACACUCUCUGUUUAACCCUUCAGUCCUGCAGUGAAAAUAUAUUGGUGUCCUCUAAAGUUUAGUGUAGAUGGUUUUCUCCUUGGGAAUUCUUAUUGUUGACCUGAAUGCAGGAAAGGACACUGGCUGGCCACCUUAUUAAGAUCCUGUUAGUCGUUGUCAGCUGAGUGAACCUGCCUUAGCGCUAAACGGCAAAAUUAACAUUACAUGUCUUAGUAAGCUUCCACUUGUUUUUAGCUUUUGCCCUCCAGUUUUUAUCAUGCUUUCCUAUUUUAGGAUCCUAUAAACGUGCAUAUGUGUUUCUCACAUAGUUGUUAGAGUAAAACACUUUGGAUUUCACAAGCACACAUACUCUUCCUUGAAAUUACAUACAAGUCAGUUUAACCAACAGCUCUUAAGAAGGUGGCCUUAAGGUGUACAACACAAUACAUCAAUCCCUUUCAGUUAUUUUGAAGGGGGUGCUACCUGAAGAAUAUACUUUUGUGUAUUAAGUGUUUUAUAUUUUUCAAUGUUUUUUGGGUUUUUUAUACAUCAUUUUUAUGUUUUUGCAAAUAUUUGUAAGAAACAAAUCAUAACUUUUAAUCUUAAAUCAUGCUGGAAAGCGCACCAUUUUGUUGUACUUUUUAUUUAAAAAGUAGAUCAUAUUUUGAAUCUGUGGCGUGGUGGAAUCCUUUUGUGUGUUUUGUUAGGACCUUCUCAUAUUGUAUUUUUUUACUCUUAACAUUGCUUUCUGUCCAUGUUAACACAUUACAAGUAUAAAUAAAGAACAAGCUGAGAAACUAUAAAUAGAAAAAAAUAAAUGUAUAUUUAAUGGAGUAAAGUUUCCUAAACCUUCUGGAAGAGAAAUUGUGUAAACUAAUUGUACUGUAGCAACGAAAUGUUUUAUUCUAUUUAAUAAGAUGUUACUAAAUGAA
Messenger RNA from Sander lucioperca (pikeperch), 6572 nucleotides. RefSeq names its product solute carrier family 23 member 2 (gene slc23a2). The transcript is spliced from 16 exons. The coding region runs from base 330 to 2480 and encodes 716 amino acids. Gene Ontology annotation, cellular component: membrane. The record is from RefSeq and is a predicted model, not a curated record. Gene Ontology annotation, biological process: L-ascorbic acid metabolic process; transmembrane transport. Gene Ontology annotation, molecular function: transmembrane transporter activity. NCBI's taxonomy places the organism in Eukaryota, Metazoa, Chordata, Actinopteri, Perciformes, Percidae.